Messenger RNA from Prorocentrum cordatum, 1244 nucleotides. NCBI's taxonomy places the organism in Eukaryota, Dinophyceae, Prorocentrales, Prorocentraceae. The record is from the annotation of a GenBank genome assembly.
AGGCGGCCCUGGCGGGUGGCCUCGACUUCUUCGACACGGCGGAGCGCUACGGCGCGAAGGCGGCCGACCUCAUCCCGGCGGCGGUCGGCGCGGUGUUCAGCUCCGUGGGCCUUCCGUCGCCGCAACGUACCAGGGGGGAGACUGCGAGACGAACCUGGCGCGGUGGGCCGGCGGCGCCACCGUCGGCACCAAGUUCACGCCGAAGCCCGGCCGGCGCACCGCGGCCAGCGUCGUGGAGACGUGCCGCGGGUCCGCGGCGCGGCUCGGUGUCGAGCAGAUCGACCUGUACCAGAUCCACAUGCCCGACAUCGUGCAGCCGUUCAGGGUCUUCGGCGUCGAGGACCGCAGGGACGAGGUCUUCUGGGACGGACUUGCCGAGUGCUACCUCUCCGGCCUCGCCAGGAACGUUGGGGUCUCCAACUACGGCCCGUCGCUGCUCGAGCGCGCCCACGAGCACCUCGCGAGGCGCGGCGUCCCCCUAGUCUGCAACCAGAUCCACUUCAACAUGCUGUACCGCAGGCAGGGCUCGCUUGCGACCAUAGCGAAGGGCGAAGAGCUUGGCAUCUCCACUCUGGCCUACUACCCGCUCGCGAUGGGCCUGCUCACGGGCAAGCUCACGCCGUCGGGCCUGCGCGACAAGUACGACCUUCGCAGCGCCGAGUUGUUGCGCUACCUUGUGGGUGGAAAGGGGAGCGGCUUCCCUAACACUGCCGGCGAUAUCCCGAGGGGGGGAAUAAGUAAGCUCAUAGAAGUGCUCUGGGAGGUGGCCGAGCGCAACGACAAGACGCCCGCACAGGUGUCGUUGAAUUGGGUCAUCUGCAAGGGCGCAAUCCCCAUCCCAGGUGCUUCCAGCGUCGCCCAGGUGGAGGACAACAUGGGUGCGCUCGGCUGGCGCCUGCCCAGCGAGGACGUCGACCGCCUGGACGCCGCCGCGGACGAGCUCGGCUUCGAGUUCCGCGGCUCCGGCUUCCAGACGGCCGACUCCAAGUUCGUCGGGUACGGCUUCGAGAAGUGGCGGCUCGACUGACCUGCCUCCGCCGACGCAGAAUACAUCUGAGCACGAACUUCCGGUUAUGCUCACGUGUACCGCCUGCUCUUCCUCGCGACCGUUUGCGAUCCCUACCCUUCCGGGUCCAGACGACGCCGGGGUGUCGAGCACCCCCGUUGAGGUCAUGUUCGCAUCCUCAGCCCCAGCCAAUUCACAUGUGAGCGCCGAGGCGUUCGCCCACGACUAAGGGGGAGAG